AUGGCCAAGCGCGCUGCAGAAGAUGACGAGCCGAAGACACUGAAAGCUGGUGAGCGUCCUGUCGCGGAUGCGCCAGCGGCCGAUGGAGAGGACUUUGAGGAUGAGUUUGAAGACGAAUUCGAAAGCGAGGAUGAGAUCCUGGAGGCAGGAGUUGAUGGCCGCCCAGACGAAGAGCGCGAAGCUGACGAGAAAGCCGCCGGAGCCAUGGACGUCGACCAAGAAACAUUUAUUCCUGGACGCCACAAACUGGAAGCUGGGCAGACACUGGCACCUGAUUUGUCUACGUACGAGAUGCUGCACACUCUAGAGCCAACUUGGCCAUGUCUAUCCUUCGAUAUCGUCAAAGACAACCUUGGCGACAACCGAAAGUCCUAUCCAGCGACUGUAUAUGCUGUUGCUGGAACACAAGCAGCCCACGAUCAUGAUGAAGACGAUGAUGAUGAAGAGUUCUCAGAUCCUAUCCUAGAGACCAAAUCCAUUCCUCUGAAAUCAACCACGAACCGGAUACGAGCACAUCAAUCACCACAAGCAAGCGCUGCGACUCCCCCACCCACCAUCACAGCCGCAAUGCAAGAGAACGGAGACGUCCUCAUCCACGAUGUAAGCCCAUACCUCCGCUCCUUCGACGAACCAGGCUACCAACUCCCCACCAACUCCGACAAGCCCCUCUGCACCAUCCGCGCCCACAAGAAACACGAAGGCUACGCAUUAGACUGGUCCCCUCUCGUACCCGCCGGAAAACUCCUAACCGGCGACUCCAACGGCUCAAUCUUCGCCACCACACGCAGCGAAGGCGGAGGUUUCACAACCGACACCAACGCCUAUCUCGGCCACACAGGCUCCAUCGAAGAACUACAAUGGUCCCCAUCCGAACGCAACGUCUUCGCCUCAGCUUCCUCCGACGGCACCGUAAAAAUCUGGGACGCGCGCUCGAAAUCUCGAAAGCAUGCCAUCUCCGUCAAAGUUUCGGAAUCAGAUGCCAACGUGCUUUCGUGGUCGCAUCAAACUUCUCACCUCCUGGCAUCGGGCCAUGAUGACGGGACGUGGUCGGUUUGGGAUUUGAGGCAGUGGAAAUCUCCGGAUACGGCUGCCAAGAGCAAAGCUGUUGCGCAUUUCUCGUUUCAUUUGGGACAGAUUACGAGUGUGGAAUGGCAUCCGACUGAUGAUUCGAUUGUUUCUGUGUGUUCGGGGGAUAAUACGCUUACGUUGUGGGAUUUGGCUGUUGAGUUGGACGAUGAGGAGUCGAGGUAUACGGCUGAUGUGAAAGAUGUGCCGCCGCAGCUGUUGUUUGUGCAUUAUAUGGAUCAGGUCAAGGAGUCGCAUUGGCAUCCACAGAUUCCCGGUGCUGUCAUGGCGACCGGUGGGAGUGGCUUCGGUGUGUUCAAGACUAUUAGUGUGUAG
Messenger RNA from Pseudocercospora fijiensis CIRAD86, 1401 nucleotides. RefSeq lists its product as uncharacterized. The record is from RefSeq and is a predicted model, not a curated record. Bases 1 to 1401 code for a protein of 466 amino acids. Gene Ontology annotation, molecular function: protein binding. NCBI's taxonomy places the organism in Eukaryota, Fungi, Ascomycota, Dothideomycetes, Mycosphaerellales, Mycosphaerellaceae. The transcript has 2 exons.